Teleopsis dalmanni is the source of this 1197-nucleotide messenger RNA. RefSeq lists its product as uncharacterized. Gene Ontology annotation, molecular function: nucleic acid binding; zinc ion binding. The record is from RefSeq and is a predicted model, not a curated record. Lineage: Eukaryota; Metazoa; Arthropoda; Insecta; Diptera; Diopsidae. Bases 1 to 1197 code for a protein of 398 amino acids. The transcript has a single exon.
AUGGUUCACGUAAUUAUGAGAAAGCUAGACAAAGCUUCACAUACAGCAUUCGAGCAAUCGUUAGAAGACAGUCGAAGAAUAAUUUCAUUAAAAGAAUUAUUGCGGUUCCUAGAAGGAAGAUUUCAGGCAUUCGAAUCGAUGACGAAUGGAAACCACAAACAAAGUCACAAACCACGACAUCCAGCAGUAGCACUUGCAGCUACAAACUCAGGAUCAAAAUGUUUUACUUGCAAUAGUAGUCCUCAAUUAUUUUCAUGCGAAACUUCCAAACGUAAAUCCAUACAACAGAAGUACGAUUUACUAAAACGUCAUAAAUUGUGCACAAACUGCAUGAAACCUGGUCAUAUGGCAUUACAAUGCUCCAGCAGGGGUUGUACUAUAUGCCAAAGAAGACAUAAUACACUGUUGCAUCAAAAUAGACACCCAGUUCAACUAUCAAAUCAUACGUCAGUUGAAAACACUUCAAGGCCACUUGCACAAACAACUCUAAUGUCGUCCAUCAAUCAUGGUCAGACCAGUUGCGUUCUUUUAGGAACAGCAAAACUUUUAGCCUCCAACUCUAAUGGAAGAACAGUCGAGUGCAGAGCAGUAUUGGAUUCAGGUUCACAAAUAAAUAUUGUGACUGAACGAUUGGCAUCCAGAUUGGGGCUGCAAGUAAGCUCCAGUUCGAUUUGCAUCGAAGGCAUAGGGAUAGGUAAAUUGAGUUCUAAAAGUCGUACAACACUUUCUGUGCAAUCAAAAGUGACCAAUUACAAAACAAUACUUGAAGCAAUUGUGUUGCCAAAAAUUGUAUCCAAUCAACCAUCGCAACACUUACAAAUUUCAAAUCGGAAUCUGUCCAAUAACAUCCAAUUAGAAGAUCCUACAUUCUAUAAGUCUAACAAAAUUGAUAUGUUGCUUGGAGCAGAAUUUUAUCAUCAACUCCUAAGUCCUGGUCAAAUACAACUUUCAAGGGAACUACCAAUUCUACAGAACACUGUGCUCGGAUGGAUCGUAUCUGGAAAAAUCCAAAAUGCUAACACAAUGAUUGCAACAUGUGGUAGUUAUACAAUGGUUGCAGAAGAUAGUUUAGAAAAUGCAGUAGAACAAUUUUGGAAGGUUGAAGAAGUUGAUACUCACUCAAAGGUCUUGUCAAUAGCAGAACAACAAUGUGAAGCCCAAUUCACUCAAACUACAUAUCAGAAUGUUACGGGAUAA